This is a messenger RNA of Eurypyga helias (sunbittern), 2094 nucleotides long. It is a transcript of the gene DMTF1, whose product is annotated as cyclin D binding myb-like transcription factor 1. Gene Ontology annotation, biological process: regulation of transcription by RNA polymerase II. The transcript has 15 exons. Gene Ontology annotation, cellular component: nucleus. The annotation marks the transcript as partial. The record is from RefSeq and is a predicted model, not a curated record. NCBI's taxonomy places the organism in Eukaryota, Metazoa, Chordata, Aves, Eurypygiformes, Eurypygidae. Gene Ontology annotation, molecular function: DNA-binding transcription factor activity, RNA polymerase II-specific; RNA polymerase II cis-regulatory region sequence-specific DNA binding.
AUGUGGCAAGGAGCUCUUGUUGAUGGUAGACAGGAAAGUUUGAGUAUGAGCACAGUUGAAGAAGAGUCUGACACAGUGACAGUAGAAACCGUGAACUCUGUGACUUUGACUCAGGACACUGAAGGGAACCUUAUACUUCAUUGCCCUCAAAAUGAAACUGAUGAAGUAGACUCUGAAGACAGCACUGAACCUCCACACAAGCGGCUUUGCUUAUCAGAGGAUGAUCAAAGCCUUGAUGAUUCCACUCCUUGCAUUUCUGUUGUUGCAGUUCCAAUUUCAGAAAAUGAUCAGAGCUUUGAGGUGACCAUGACUGCUAUGACUGAGGUAGCUGAAGAUGAGAUCAAUGAAGGAACUGUUACUCAGAUUCAGAUUCUUCAGAAUGAACAGCUGGAUGAAAUCUCCCCAAUGGGCAACGAAGAAGUGUCAGCUGUUAGUCAAGCCUGGUUCACAACUAAAGAGGAUAAAGAUUCGCUAACAAAUAAAGGCCAUAAGUGGAAGCAAGGCAUGUGGUCGAAGGAAGAGAUUGACAUUUUGAUGAGUAACAUUGAGCGUUAUUUAAAGGCCCGUGGAAUAAAAGAUGCCACUGAAAUUAUAUUUGAAAUGUCAAAAGAUGAAAGGAAAGAUUUCUACAGGACAAUAGCUUGGGGUCUGAAUCGGCCUCUCUUUGCUGUCUAUAGAAGAGUUCUUCGUAUGUAUGAUGACAGAAACCACGUUGGAAAGUAUACUCCUGAGGAAAUUGAAAAGCUCAAAGAGCUGAGAAUAAAGCAUGGUAACGAUUGGGCCACAAUAGGAGCUGCGCUGGGGAGAAGUGCUUCCUCAGUAAAAGAUCGAUGCAGAUUGAUGAAGGAUACCUGCAACACAGGAAAGUGGACGGAGAAAGAAGAAAAAAGGCUGGCAGAAGUAGUGCAUGAGCUGACAAGCACAGAACCAGGUGACAUUGUCACACAAGGUGUAUCGUGGGCUGCCGUAGCAGAACGGGUCGGGACACGCUCUGAAAAGCAAUGCCGCUCUAAAUGGCUCAACUAUCUCAACUGGAAACAAAGUGGGGGCACUGAGUGGACCAAGGAAGAUGAAAUAAAUCUGAUCUUGAGGAUAGCGGAACUUGAAGUUUCUGAUGAAAAUGACAUCAAUUGGGAUUUACUAGCUGAAGGAUGGAGUAGUGUCCGCUCACCACAGUGGCUUCGGAGUAAAUGGUGGACCAUUAAAAGACAGAUUGCAAACCACAAAGAUGUUUCAUUCCCUGUGCUGAUAAAGGGUCUUAAACAACUCCAUGAGAACCAAAAAAACAAUCCAGGGCACCAGCUUUUGGAGAACAAAUCUGGAAGUGGAUUACCCAACGCUAAUUCCGGUUCGGGAGUUCAGCACGUGCAGAUUCGAGUGGCUCGCUUAGAGGAGAACGCAGGCAACGCACCAAGCCCCGUGGCAGCUUUGCAGAUUCCAGUCCAGAUUACACAUGUCUCCUCAACCGAUUCCCCUGCUGCUACUGUUGACUCUGAGACAAUAACACUGAACAGCGGAACACUGCAGACCUUUGAGAUUCUUCCAUCUUUCCAUCUCCAGCCGACUGGGACACCAGGUACAUACUUACUACAGACAAGCUCAAGCCAAGGCCUUCCCUUAACGCUGACGACAAGUCCUACCAUGACCUUAACAGCUGCUGCUGCUGCUCCAGCCUCCCCAGAACAGAUCAUAGUCCAUGCCUUAUCCCCAGAGCACUUGUUAAAUACAAGUGACAACGUCACAGUGCAGUGCCACACGCCGAGUGUCAUAAUCCGCACCGUGGCUGCUGAAGAUAUCUCCUCCUCUGUCACCCAGGCAGAACUUACCGUCGAUUCAGACAUUCAGUCAGCUGACCUGACAGAUCCUCCUGAUUCCCUAGAAACAAAUACUUUCCCAGCUGAGAUCCAUCAGUCCAAGCUAAGUGAGGAGGAGCAGGCAGCCUACAAUGAGGAUGAUGCCUCCAAAUUCAGCAGCAGGAGUAGUAGUGAACUGAUGGAUGGAGUUAUGGUAAGAACCGAGGAAGAGAUUUCAGAUGCCAGCCUGAAACAGGAAGAGGAUUCUCACUCUGAUUUACCCAGCACUUAUGUUACUGAG